AUGAAAGAAUUUUCAAUUAAUGAUAUUCCAGAAUUCUCCAAUAAAGAUCGCAUAGUUGUUGUAGGGGUAAUAGGAAAAUCCCCAUAUCGUUAUCCAAACAAAGCAACACCAUUAGUUCCUUCAGAGCUUUUUUCACAGAAUGGUAUCCAAUGCCUUUGGGAUGAGAGACAAAGUGUCCUAUAUCUACAUGCCGUUACCUACUUCGAUACUAACCGGCUUUGCGAACUCGCCAAUAACCUAAGCGAGAACUCUAACAGUACUGUGAAGGAUGCAGAUGCAGCUCACUGGCUUGUUGCAUCUGGUGAGCUGGCUAUAGAGUCAUGCAAAGCGUUUGCUCUUCUUUUUCAUCUGUGUCAUAUAGUUAUCUUGUCUUCACCAACACCAGUCUUUGAUGUGGGAUAUUUGCAAUUGUUCAAGGCUAUUGAUGCUUAUAGAAAUGAAUUGACAGGACCAAUAACUACUGCCUUAAUAGAAGCUGGGGUGUCAGAUGCAUGGGAAGCACGAGGUAGAUUCUGUUGCCCACGUCUUUUGUUCCACUUUCGUCGAGCACCAACACCUUUAAGGAAAAACCCAAUGGCUCUUAAGAGACUAGAACAUGCCAUUGAGGAUCAAAUCUAUUUUAUUUUAAGAAAGUCAAGGGUUAUUACUAAUGUAUGCGUGAAGUCUUCAUUUGCCAUACCAAAAAAUGAGGAAUUUGUUUAUAUAAGUACUGAAGAAGGUACUGGUAAUGCACGAGACAUGAGUACUCUGGUUCGUGGUUUGGUACAGAUGUGUUCUGGCAUUCAACCUGAAGCUAGCAGCCGACAAACCUUCGCUCAGUUCCUGCAAAUGCAUCUGGAUGUAGCUUUUGAACAGGGAUUUAAUGAUAAUGUUGGAAAGUAUGCAAUGAGUACAUCUUUUUUUGAAUUACCAAGCGCCAAGUCAUGGAGAACACGUGCUCAAGCUUUAGUUCCUAUUUAUAUGAAGGAAUCCCCAACACUUAGUGAUGACCAGGACAAUGGAGAUGCCCUCUUCGACGCGUUGGCUACUGACGUUAGGUUCUCUAAAGCAAGAUGUGCUAAGGUGUUACCGAUAGCCCAAGCAUCCUAUGCUGAAGGUCUACCAUCGCACUAUUCGAGUCAACAUCACAACCACAAGGUAAAUAUAGCCUUGGGGGUGGUAGAAGCAAUGGCCCGAGGGCCAUUAGCGGGAGGCGCUCGAUCAAGGCUAAGGGCUGCAUGUGCCGCAACUUGGAAGACGCGGCGUCUUUGUGAAGCACCCUCGCUCACUUCCCAUCCCUGUAUUAACCCUGACCAUGACGGUAGCAAAGACCACUCAUCCGGCGUUCGUUACAUAAGCGUGUGUAAUUGUGGUCGAAGCAAAUGUUCACGGGACGACCCUUAUACGGUGAAAGCUGCUAACUUCACCUUCUACAGCCACGCCGCUGAAGAAUGUGGAGUCUGUAAUACCCUUCAGGGUAUAGAAUUUCCCGUCUUUCAACCUUCCACGCCCAGUUUUAGGGCAGCGUCUGUCAAGGGUGUUAUAGAAGAGGCACCAGAACGGGCUGAAAGAUGUGAUGGCUCAGGAGAUUCUCCAGAUGUUGAUCAACGCUCAGAAGGCUGGUCUCCGGAUGAACUGUCUCCCGGGUCAGCGAAAGAUGACGAAGAUGAUGAACCGCCUUGCAGCGGUGAUGCACUGAAUGUAAUGCCUGUUAGAGGUGAAACUGUUUCAGCGAAAGUAAUAAGCCGCCAGCCAUCGACGACGGAAUACCUACCUGGUAUGUUACAUACAAAUAGUCCCGCUGGCUUGUUGCCCGCCUUUUCGAGCUGGUCGCUGGUGUGUCUCGGCCUAUCGUCCCUAUAUUCGCACAGCCUGGGGUUGCCGGAGCAUUUGCAGCCUGGAUUCCUGCCUCAUACGAAUUAUUUGCUACCAUGGGAUUGUGCCGUGCGAAUGGAGCAUGCAAAUAUCUGGCGCACAUCGUCUCGAGGUCGAGGGAAAGGCGGCUCCCAACAUAACCUAACAGUGAAAAUAUUUAUUGGCUUUGAAUACGAAUGUCCAAGAGGUCAUAGGUUCAUGAUGUCCUCCCCAGACUCGGUAAUGAGUGGUGGGGGGGUUUCGUGGGGUCGCGAUGGGGCAGGGGCGGCAGGAGCUCGUCUGGCAGCCAGCGAGAUGCCCAUUUACGCCCCUUGUGUGUGCCGCCCUAACACUAUGUUGGCGCAGUUGAUGCGGCUGCACGUCGUCACGCCGAAAAGCUCGGUGCACGUCACACUGUCGCCUAAGGUACAACCGGCCCUCGGUGUGCCAACAUUCGUUCCGAGGCCGGAAUCCGAAGGACCAAUAAAGCUUAGUAGUGCAGCCUACUGGAUACUUCGCCUUCCCUACAUAUAUUCUGAUGAGAGAGGUCCAGUGCCAAGGCCGAGGAAUGCUGCUGGUUACAUGGGUUAUAUGCUUACACCACUAUUUGGACUACAAGAAUAA
Molecule: messenger RNA, 2457 nt
Organism: Pieris macdunnoughi
Lineage: Eukaryota; Metazoa; Arthropoda; Insecta; Lepidoptera; Pieridae
Source: the annotation of a GenBank genome assembly